Molecule: messenger RNA, 1538 nt
Organism: Mobula hypostoma (lesser devil ray)
Lineage: Eukaryota; Metazoa; Chordata; Chondrichthyes; Myliobatiformes; Myliobatidae
Product: leucine-rich alpha-2-glycoprotein-like
Exons: 2
Coding region: 192-1208 (338 amino acids)
Molecular function (GO): protein binding
Source: RefSeq, a predicted model, not a curated record
ACCAUUCCUGCGAUGGUGUAACUUCAGAUGUGACAAACCCCAGUAUUUUAGUCUUACCUGAGACAGGAACAGUAAACCAGUUGCUUGUUGGGCAGGGAGAACUGCUGAAUCAUUAAGAUACUCCUCCACAUCAAUUGACUUCACAAAGCAGACAGAACAAAGUUAACACGGACUCCGUACAAUUAGAUCAAAUGGAUGUGCUGAAGAUAACAGUGGUGCUGAUCCUGAGCUACUUUUCCUCUACAUUUUCCACGACCGAUUGCCCAAGUUACUGCACCUGCAACUUUUCUAGCAAUACCACAUCAGUGACUUGUGUUUCACUUGAAACUCUUUUGGAAGUCCCACAGAACAUUCCAACUCAGGCAACCAUCAUAUCCAUUGAAUUCACCAACAUUAGCACUCUAACAGACAAAGAUUUUGUUGGACUUCUCCAGUUACAGGAACUUCAUCUUUCAAAUAAUUUGUUGGAAAACAUUGCUUCAGGUGUUCUAAAAGAUACUCAACAGCUGAGAGUAUUGGAUUUAACCAACAAUUUGCUGACUACAUUGCCACCGAACUUAUUUAACACGACCUUCAAACUAACCUCUCUAAUUUUACAGAGUAACAGACUGCAAACCGCAAAUCCUUCUUGGUUUUGUAAACUUCAGAGUCUUGAGAGGCUUGACUUAUCAAACAAUAUGCUGACAUCUUUACUUUCCAAUACAUUUAAUAAUUUGACUAAUCUGCAAGUACUUGAUUUAUCCAGUAAUAAACUUGAAUUUUUGCCAGCUAAUCUGUUUAGCAAACUACCCAAUCUGGAGCGCUUAAACCUGGGAAAAAAUCAGUUGACUACAUUUGCUCCUGGUACCUUUAAUCAUGUAAUCAAUUUAAAUUAUUUAUUUCUUAAUAGCAAUAAGCUUGUGAAGAUUCCCAAGGGUCUGUUUAAUAACCUACCACAGCUAGAUACUUUGGAUCUUUCAGACAACAACUUAACAUCAUUGCCUCCAAGAAUAUUAGAUAACCUCCAGCAAAUUGGGGCAAAGUGGGAACAGGGAUUAGACAUCUCAAAGAAUCCAUGGAUGUGUAACUGUGAUUUAAGGUAUCUGUGGCAAUGGUUAAAUGUGAAUUUUAAGAAGGUAUAUUUUGUGAGCACAACAUUAUGUGCCAAACCUGAGGCACUAAGGGGGAAAGAAAUUAAAACACUUUCUGAAGAGGAACUAAUGUGUUAAAAUAGAACUUAGAACAUAGAAUAUAGAAAUCUACAGCACAUUGCAGGCCCUUCAGCCCAAAAUGUUGUGCCGACCAUGUAACCUACUCAAAUAAACACAAGUGAUUCUGCAAAUGCUGGAAAUCCAGAGAAACACACACAAAAUGCUGGAGGAACUCAGCAGGUUAGGCAGCAGCCAUGGAAAGGAAUAAAGAGUCAACAUUUUGGGCCGAGACCCUUCAUCAGAACUCAUUUGCACAUGUUAACGUGUUACUAUAAUCAUUUUUAAAACAUUUAAUUUCUACUUUGUAUAAAUAGUGUAAAGAAAAUAAAAGUUAAAUAUGCCCUCCUG